CAGCCAAUUGCUGCUCGCUCUUUCAGCGCGUCACCGAAGGAAUCAUGGCGGCGCACAUUACCAGAGCCGUGACACGACUUGUUCCACAGGAGAGCGGUUGGCUCCUGCCCGCAGCCUGGCAGUUGUGUACCGAAGCAUGGCGUCAUCACCAUCACUCUGCAGGCCCCUCGCUGCGCUACAUACCCCGCAGGGCGGUUCUCUACUGCCCUGGCAAUGAUGAGCGAAAAUUGAGGAAACUAGCCUCGCUGGAUGUCGACUGCGCCGUCUUGGACUGCGAGGAUGGUGUAGCCCUCAGCAAAAAGACAGAGGCCAGGGAGACCAUUCCCAGGAUGUUAGCAGAACUGGAUCUGGGCCGAACAGAGAAGUGUGUGAGGGUGAACUCGGUGUCCAGUGGCUUAGCUGAGGCUGACCUACAGGUCAUCCUGCAGGCUGAGGUUCUCCCUCCUGCCAUCAUGUUGCCCAAAGUGGAGGACAUGCAGGAGGUGCAGUGGUUUGUUGACAGGUUUCAGCACAACUUGAAAGGACGGGCACUGACAGAACCCAUUCGCCUGGUCACCUUUGUGGAAACCGCUGUGGGCCUGCUCAAUUUUAAGGCGGUGUGUGAGGAAAUCCGUCGACUUGCUCCCAAAGCUGGUCUCCACCAUGACGGUGUGGUGUUUGGCUCAGAUGACUUCUGUGCAAGCAUAGGUGCCACGCGGACGAAAGAUGCUAGGGAGCUCCUUUACGCGAGGCAGAAGGUGGUUGUGACCACCAAAGCGUUUGGGCUGCAGGCCAUCGACCUCGUCUACAUUGACUACAAAGAUGUGGAGGGGCUGAGGCGACAGGCCAGAGAGGGUGCUCUCAUGGGCUUCACAGGUAAACAGGUUAUCCACCCAGGGCAGAUCCAGGCUGUGCAGGAAGAGUUCUCCCCCAGUCCGGAGAGGGUUCAGUGGGCCAAAGAGCUCAUUACUGCUUUUGACCAACACCAAAAGGAGGGAAAGGGUGCGUUCACCUUCCGCGGCAGCAUGAUUGACAUGCCCUCGGUGAAGCAGGCACAGAACAUCAUAACACUCUCCGUUGUGGUGCCAGAGAAAUAACGUGGCUGGUGAGAAGAAACUCGGAGGAACCACACAACUAAACCCUGACAGGAGAGGUCAAAGGAAAGUGGAAAUGUGGCAGGGUUCAUGAUAAAGACAGCACUUUCAAAAGCAUAUAAACUAUGUUAUGUACAAAUUGUGGUUUAAAUUUAAGUUUUUAAUAAUUGUUGAAAUGUUUUGAUUAAAUUCAUUUGAUUGUUA
Dicentrarchus labrax (European seabass) is the source of this 1277-nucleotide messenger RNA. It is a transcript of the gene clybl, whose product is annotated as citrate lyase beta like. Bases 45 to 1076 code for a protein of 343 amino acids. Gene Ontology annotation, molecular function: (S)-citramalyl-CoA lyase activity. Gene Ontology annotation, biological process: regulation of cobalamin catabolic process. The transcript has 8 exons. The record is from RefSeq and is a predicted model, not a curated record. NCBI's taxonomy places the organism in Eukaryota, Metazoa, Chordata, Actinopteri, Moronidae.